Paracoccidioides brasiliensis Pb18 is the source of this 912-nucleotide messenger RNA. RefSeq names its product 1-acylglycerol-3-phosphate O-acyltransferase SLC1. The record is from RefSeq and is a predicted model, not a curated record. Gene Ontology annotation, molecular function: 1-acylglycerol-3-phosphate O-acyltransferase activity. The coding region runs from base 1 to 912 and encodes 303 amino acids. Gene Ontology annotation, cellular component: endoplasmic reticulum; membrane. Gene Ontology annotation, biological process: phosphatidic acid biosynthetic process. The transcript has 2 exons.
AUGGCAAUCCUCUCCUACGUCCUGACCGGUAUCACCUCCUACAUCGCCGUUACCGUCUCCCUCUUCGGCCUCUCGCUCAAAGUCCCGCGCGCCGGCUUCUUCGCCCGCUGCCUAGCAUCCUACGCUUGUCUCAUCGCCUGCGCCUCCUAUGGCGUCGUCGCCUCCUUCCUCCUCCGCCUAACCGGCUACGGCGGCCUGUCGCAAUGGACCGUCGCCUGCGCCUUCAAGUGGACUAUGCGGCUGUGCACCGGCUCGCGCUUCGAGAUCGUCUCCGGCGCGGAGUACCUCAAGACCCGGCCGGCGGUGUUCAUCUCCAAUCACCAGACGGAACUGGAUGUGUUGUUGCUCGGGGCCAUUUUCCCGCAGUAUUGCAGUGUCACGGCCAAGAAGUCGCUGUCGCACGUGCCGGUUUUGGGAUGGUUUAUGACGAUGUCUGGCACCGUGUUUAUCGAUCGGGCGAACAGGGAGACGGCAUUGAAGGCGUUUGAUGGUGCGGCGGAGCAUAUGCGCAGCGAGAGGCAGAGUGUUUUUAUCUUCCCGGAGGGGACGAGGAGCUAUUCGGAUCAGCCGAUUCUGUUGCCCUUUAAGAAAGGGGCGUUUCAUUUGGCGGUUAAGGCUGGGGUGGAUAUUGUGCCAAUUGUGGCGGAGAAUUAUGCGCAUGUGUUGGAUGUGAAGAAAAUGCGGUUUGAGGCUGGGGAGAUUCGUGUUAAAGUCCUCCCACCAAUCAGCACGAAAAACCUACAAUCAAGCGAUGUAGACGAACUAACGAAGAAAACCCGCGAUUCAAUGCUUGAGGUUAUCCAAGAGAUGUACAAGACUAGACAAACGCGGCUUGUAGACAGUUCAUCGUCGUCUUCUGCCGCCCCUAUCGAGAUGCCGGCCCAUGCUUCCUCGACUGCCAUUGAGACUUAG